This is a messenger RNA of Dioszegia hungarica, 1956 nucleotides long. RefSeq names its product mitochondrial carrier protein. The transcript has 8 exons. Gene Ontology annotation, biological process: transmembrane transport. Gene Ontology annotation, molecular function: calcium ion binding; ATP transmembrane transporter activity. Lineage: Eukaryota; Fungi; Basidiomycota; Tremellomycetes; Tremellales; Bulleribasidiaceae. The record is from RefSeq and is a predicted model, not a curated record. Bases 1 to 1956 code for a protein of 651 amino acids.
AUGAACCCCAAUCAGCCCGAGGCGUCCUCGUCGAAAUCCCACUUCUUCCCCUCGCAACCCUCCCCGACCCCUGCUCGACCCUCCUCCGAACAUGGCGCUCCUACAUAUACCUUCUCUCCACAUGACGCUCAUUCGGACCCACUCUACCCCGUGAACCCCCUCGAGCCUUCCCUACCCAUAACACUCGUACCAAAUCUACGAGAACCGCCUAAUCCCGACCUCAUUCCUCCCGUCCGACCAACGCUCGCCCAAUUUCGCGCUGCCGAAGGCCCAGCAACCCGCUCGACAAAGCUAUCAGCGCUAUGGGAGGCACUCCCGGCGUUACCGGAGCUAGGCGAUGGGCCGACGGAUACGCAGCAAAUGAAGUUGCCGGGGCAGGAUACGAUGACUGCGUUGAGUCCGGAACGGGCGGAACGGCUGCGGAAGCUGUAUGAGGAGGAGCUGGUGCGCCGGUGUAAUGAGAAGCGGCCGGCGGCGAGAUUAUGGGGUGGACCGGACAAUCAGGCGGGAGCAGGGACUGGGCUGGGCAAGGGCAUCCAAUAUGAGGAUUUCAGGCGAUUCCUCUGGGAUCAAGAAUCACAAUUAUGGGAUAUCUUCCAAGACCUCGAUAAGAAUGGGGAUGGCCGGUUGGACGCGACCGAGAUGCGCGCGGCGUUGUCGCGGUCGGGUAUCGACAUCACCCCAGCGACCGUAUCGGAUCUGGUCCGUUUCCUCGCCUCGGGCUCAAAGCUCGGGAAGGCUCCAUCGACAACUGCGGGGUCAGGUGUGGUAGAUGAGAUGUACAUCACGUUUCAGGAGUUUAGGGAUUUCCUCAUUAUGCUGCCGAGGAAAGCGACUCCGCUGGAGAUAUACAAAUUCUAUCAGGUGCGGAAACGCUCUGACGGCCGAGGCGCGGCUCGCGUGGACAAGGAAGGGGAUAUCAGCAUCUCGUUCCCAAAACGACCGGCCUCGCCUCCACCUGUCCCGGCAGAUACGAAGGAAGAUGAGGAGUUUGGGGAUACGGUAGAUACCGAGUCGGCACCAGAGGAGCGGAAUGAAUCGUGGCGCUUCCUCCUGGCCGGUGGUCUCGCUGGAGCAGUAUCGAGAAGUGUCACGGCUCCGUUCGACAGAUUAAAGAUCUACCUCAUCACCACCCAACAUACGCAUAUCGACACCAAAGCUACGUCCUCGUCGGGUCUGUCACAUCCGUUCAAGAGUGGAGGUGGGGCGGUGAGGAAUCUGUGGGCGGCGAUGACGAGGAUAUAUGUCGAUGGUGGAGGUGUGAGGGCGUUCUGGGUAGGGAAUGGGUUGAAUAUCGUCAAGAUCUUGCCGGAAUCAGCAAUAAAAUUCCUCUCAUACGAACAAACCAAGAAAGUCCUCGCACGAUACUGGGACCGCGUCGCCGACCCAUCCGAACUAUCCUCCUCGUCUCGUUUCCUGGCGGGAGGUGUAGGCGGUAUCACCUCUCAAUUUGCAAUCUACGGGCUCGAGACGCUCAAGACGCGGAUACAGAGUGAGACGGGACCGAGUGGGGUGGUCAAGAUUGCGAGGGCGAUGUGGCGGGAGGGGAGAUUACGGACUUUUUAUAGGGGAUUGACUCUCGGCCUGAUAGGCGUCUUCCCAUACUCCGCUAUCGAUAUGGGCACGUACGAAACCCUCAAGCGCGCAUACUGCAAGUCGACAGGCAAGGACGAGCCGGAAGUGUAUGCCACGCUGGGCUUUGGAGCCAUGUCGGGCAGUAUAGGAGCGGCUAGUGUAUAUCCCGUCAAUCUCCUCCGUACUCGACUCCAAGCAUCCGGCUCCUCCGGCCACCCGCAAGCAUACACCGGUUUCCGAGAUGUUCUCACGCAGACGCUAGCAAAGGAAGGAUGGAGGGGCCUGUAUAAGGGGUUAUUGCCAAGUAUUAUGAAGGUGGGGCCGGCGGUGGGGGUCAGCUGGAUCGUUUAUGAGGAUGCGAAGCGGAGGUUGGGGGUGUAA